Oxyura jamaicensis (ruddy duck) is the source of this 5213-nucleotide messenger RNA. RefSeq names its product transient receptor potential cation channel subfamily M member 5 (gene TRPM5). The transcript has 26 exons. Gene Ontology annotation, cellular component: membrane. Gene Ontology annotation, molecular function: ligand-gated calcium channel activity; calcium-activated cation channel activity. Gene Ontology annotation, biological process: calcium ion transmembrane transport. The coding region runs from base 259 to 3765 and encodes 1168 amino acids. NCBI's taxonomy places the organism in Eukaryota, Metazoa, Chordata, Aves, Anseriformes, Anatidae. The record is from RefSeq and is a predicted model, not a curated record.
AUCAAAUAACAUUGGUAACAACAGCCACCUCAGCGCAACUUCAACAUUACAGCUGGAGAGUCAUGCCUACUGCAAAGAACAACCAGCAGAGUACUGUCUCCUAUGAUCUUUGGAGAUAAAGCUGCAUCUCCAGUGGCCAAGUAGACUUAAACAAAAAGGUGGACUUUGUUGUGACUACCAUUACCAAUAACCUGAAAGAAGGUCUUCUAGUUCUCCCAUCAUUUCAGUGAACAACCUGGUGAUCAACUUAGAAAUUCAAUGGAGGAAAUGGAAACCAAGUUCUGCAGCAGUGACAAAGAGGAAGCUUUCAAAAGAGAACUGCCAUACUGCAUAGGAGAAAUCGACUUCACAGCUUCUGGGAAGAAACGUGGGAAGUUUAUUAAGGUCCCGUGUACUAUUCAUCCUGGAAUUAUAUUCGAAGUUAUGCUCAACAAAUGGAAGCUACCUGCUCCCAAUUUGGUCGUCUCUUUAGUAGGGGAAGAAGAAAAUUUCCAGAUGAAGCCUUGGCUACGGGACACCUUAAAAAAAGGACUCAUAAAAGCAGCUCAAAGCACAGAUGCCUGGAUUUUUACCAGUGCUUUACGUGUUGGAAUAACAAGGCACUUAGUGCAAGCAGUCCGAGAUCACGCACUGGCUAGUGCUUCAUCCAAAGUAAGAGUGAUUGCCAUAGGAAUAACUUCCCUCGGAAAAAUUCAGCACAGAGAAAUUCUGGAGAACGCAAAGGAUGAAAGCCUUGUACAUUACCAAUCAGAUGAUAAUGUCCAAGGCCCACUGUAUUCACUGGACCACAACCAUUCCCAUUUUAUUCUGGUGGAUCACGUAACAUCAGAGGAUCCAGACAGAACGACUGAACUACGGCUCACCUUGGAAAAGCACAUUUCAGAACAGCGCACUGGGUAUGGUGGAACGGGUAGCAUUGAGAUUCCUGUGCUUUGCUUACUGGUAAAUGGAGGACCAGGCACACUUGAGAGGAUUUGCAUCGGUUUGGAAAAUUCUGCUCCCUGGCUUAUCUUAGCAGGGUCUGGAGGUACAGCUGACAUCUUAGCUGCAUUCAUGAAUGAACCACAGCUUAUUGUGCCAGAAGCUGUUGAAAAGCAAUUUAAGGAGAAAUUCCCUGCAGAAAGCUUCUUGUGGAAGGACAUUCUCCAGUGGACAGCAACAAUUCAGAACAUUAUUUCACACCAACAUCUUCUAACUCUGCACAACUUUGAGCAAGACGAUUCAGAAUUAGACACAGUCAUUUUAAAAGCUUUAGUAAAAGCCUGUAAAAGUCACAGUCAGGAGGCCCAGGAAUAUUUGGAUGAACUGAAGUUGGCAGUGGCCUGGAACAGAGUGGACAUCGCUAAAAGUGAAAUAUUCAAUGGUGAUGUGGAAUGGAAGUCCUGUGACCUGGAGGAAGUGAUGAUGGAUGCUCUGAUCAAUGACAAACCAGAAUUUGUAAAGUUAUUUAUUGACAAUGGGGCCAACAUAUCCGAAUUCCUGACAUACAGUCGUCUGCAGAGACUCUACUGUUCCAUUUCUCAGAAAUGUCUCCUCUACAAACUUCUACUGAAGAAACAUGAGGAAAGCAAAGUGACCUUGGCAGGGCUCACAGGUCAGCAGCAGCAGGAGUCCAACCCACUCUUCACUCUCAGUGAAGUUUCUAGAGUUCUCAAGGAUUUUCUCCAUGAUGCAUGCAAAGGUUUCUAUCAAGAUCUCAGACACGGAGGCAAGAAGAGAUUUGAUAAAACAAAUGCAAGGCAAUUACCUGGGCCCUUGGACAUGAACCAGAAAAGUAAAAAUCCUUGGAGGGAUUUGUUUGUAUGGGCAGUACUUCAAAACCGGCACAAGAUGGCAAACUAUUUCUGGGCUAUGGGUCAGGAGGGUGUAGCUUCAGCUCUGGCAGCCUGCAAGAUCCUUAGGGAGAUGUCCCACCUGGAGACAAAGACUGAAGUAGCACGUAUAAUGAAAGAAGCCAAGUAUGAGCAGCUUGCUGUUGAACUUUUCAGUGAAUGCUACCGAAACAGCGAGGAGAGAGCAUUUGCUCUGUUGGUAAGAAAAAAUCAGUACUGGAGCAAAACCACCUGCCUUCAACUGGCUACAGAAGCAGAUGCUAAGUCUUUCUUUGCACAUGAUGGUGUCCAGGCCUUUCUAACAAAAAUAUGGUGGGGAGACAUGUCUACAAGCACGCAGAUCCUGAAAUUAAUCUGUGGAUUCUGGUGUCCUUUCCUAAUCUACACAAAUUUAAUAACAUUCAGUGAGGAAAAGCAGUCAAAGAAAGAACCAGAGCCAUUCAGAGAGCUGGACAGUUCAGACACAGAAAGGACUUUGUUUCUUUCUAAGGAAGAAUAUGGAGGAAAUGGUAAAUUAGAAAAGCAGAACCCUUCUGAAAACACAGCGUGGGCAACAUUCUUGUUUACUCGGUGGAAAAAAUUCUGGAGUGCCCCUGUAACUGUAUUUAUGGGAAAUGUUAUAAUGUAUUUUGCUUUUCUGUUUCUGUUUACUUAUGUCCUUUUACUGGAUUUUAAACCACCUCCACCUGAGGGUCCAUCUGUUAAAGAAAUUAUACUUUACUUCUGGGUUUUUACCCUGGUCUUAGAAGAAAUUCGACAGAGUUUCUUUACAGAUGAAGACACAAAUUUAAUGAAGAAAUUCAAACUGUAUCUAGAGGAUAACUGGAAUAAAUGUGAUAUGGUGACCAUCUUCCUUUUCAUAAUUGGGGUAACCUGCAGGAUGCUGAAUUCAACUUUUCAAGCUGGCCGCACAAUACUUGCCAUUGAUUUUAUGGUGUUUACCCUUAGACUUAUACACAUUUUUGCAAUUCACAAACAGCUUGGACCAAAAAUCAUAAUUGUGGAAAGGAUGAUGAAGGAUGUUUUCUUCUUUCUAUUUUUCUUGAGUGUAUGGCUCAUUGCCUACGGUGUGACAACUCAAGCUCUGCUUCACCCUGAUGACAACCGAGUGGAGUGGAUAUUCAGAAGAGUGCUUUAUCGUCCCUACCUUCAGAUAUUUGGCCAGAUUCCACUGGAUGAAAUAGACACAUCACGAGUGUUUCCCAGGAACUGUACACUUAAUCCAUUGCAGAUUCUGCAGGACAACUCACCAUCAUGUCCUAACAACUACGCCAACUGGCUCGUCAUACUUCUGUUGGUCAUCUUCCUACUAGUCACAAACGUUCUCCUUAUGAACCUCCUGAUUGCUAUGUUCAGUUACACUUUUCAAGUUGUUCAGGGCAAUGCAGAUAUCUUCUGGAAGCUUCAGCGAUACAACCUGAUUGUUGAAUAUCAUGGACGGCCUGCCUUAGCACCACCAUUUAUCAUUAUUAACCACAUUACUCUGGUUCUCAGAAUAAUCUUCAACAAAAAGGAACAUAAAAAAGAACAUCUGGAAAGAGAUCUUCCAAUUGGCCUAGAUCAAAAAAUCAUAACAUGGGAGCUGGUGCAAAAAGAAAAUUAUCUUGUAAACCUUGAACAAGAAAGGAAAGAAAGCAAUGAAGAAAGGCUGAAGGCCACAUCUAAUAAGGUGGAUAAUUUAUCUAAAUACCUUAGUGGGUUGAAAGAACAAGAAAGGCGGCUUAAAGUUAUAGAAUCACAGAUAUGCUACUGUACAGCUGUUAUCUCUUCAAUGGCAGAUGCUUUAACCAAAAGCAACCUCCUGCGCAACCAACCAGCUCCAGACUAUACACGUUUGAUGAAUGCCAACACUGAAGUGCCUUCGCCAGAGAGGGGUGAAAGAGAAGAGCAUGCAGAUCCAUCUGAGGCUGACAUCAUGUACAUCGAUAAUUAAAUUUUAUUCUCAUUUCUUUGAGUUAAACUUUUUCCCCUACUGAAUUACUGUAGAAAUAAAAUCCUAAUCUCAUGAAGGCCUAAGACCCAAAUCUCAAAGCCUUUGAUUUGCCUAUCUUCACACCUAAUGUCAAACACCGCUAAUGUUUAACGCUGCUGAGGAUUUCUGGGCAUUCUUCAACUCCUUGGACUUUCUUCCCUCUUGAUGUUGCUUAGUCAUUUAUCCAACACUCCCCUCCAUUAAUUGCGCUACUUCCCCUCCAGGAUGACUACCACUUUAUGUUCUAUAUAGCCUGUGUUUUGUUCUCUAAGUUGCAUACCCUCAAUCAAACUUUCAUCACUACCAAUGUCCACAUUUCUGUGUUCUUUUCAAGGGAGCUUCCCUUUUGAAAGGAAUCAUUUCCUCACUAAAACCCAACCCACUUCCUGGGCCAAGAAAGCAAGCUUGCAUUUACAGGUUGCUUUUGAAGAAAGUUUCUACAGGAAAGAAAGGGCCUGGGAUACUGAACUAUUACAAUGCAGAUCCUAGAGUUCUUAUCACCCUCAAAUGAUUGUACUUACCGUCUUCUCUUCCCAGUCUGGCUUCUGUGGGAUAUUACCUUUCUGACUGUUCCUUAAAGCGCUUCUCGCUUGUCCCCAGAAGCUCAUUGCAUGGUCCUCAAGUUUUCAAUGGCUUGCAGUCAGUUUCCAAAGACAAAACAGGUGACCCUCCCAGUCAGACCCCCUGCCCCUGCUGCUUCCUGUUUUGUUUUAGUGCCAGACUGUAUCUGCUGUCAGCUCACUGCUGAGACACCUUGCCCUUGCAUCUACAGCCAAGCAUUUUUCUGAUUUUAUUCUACGUUUUUCUCUCAAAGCUCAGAAAAAAAGAAAAAAAAAAAAGAAUUUAAAGCAAGAAUUUUCCUAGAAACUGAGAAUUUGGACUGCUGGCCAUUUUUUGCAUUACUUUAACUGGCAUGUACCUUUUAAGUAUACAAAUGUUAGCUGGCUUUACUUUAAUUUUGUAUGAAAAGAUACACAAAUAAAAUGGAUCUCACUACUGUCCUGUAAUGGGAGAUUUCUUUGAACUAACAUAAAUAGGAAGUAAUAGGUUGUGGUCAUACUCUGAUAAGCUUCAACUGAACUUCAUUUCCUCACAUCUAUUGUAACACACCUCUUACACAACAUAAAUAAAGGUUGCAUGGAAACUUUCUCUACUGCCAGGUAUCUCAAUACAGAGGUGAGAAAAACAUCUCAAAACUGAUCAAAAUGCCUUUCCAACAUCAGUCUUUUUAAAUAUAAAUUAAUCGUUAUGAUGUCUUCAUAAAAUAGGCAUUUGUCCAGCUUAUUGAACUGUGCCCCAGACCUUAGUGGUGACAUUAACAGUGAUGGAAUUUUGGUGCUGUGCUCAAUGCUCAUCACCCUAGGCAAAGGAGAAGUUACAAAACCAGUGGGUGCGUACAGAGCUACGUU